GGUCGGCGGCUAGAGCGUCCGGGCGGGCCGGCGGCAGGAAAGGCUCCGGACGGCCGCCGGAGGUGACGGAGCGGCGGCCGCGCCCCGGGAGCUGGAGGAGCAGCUCGGCGGGUGGCGUUCCGGAGCGUCCGGUCCGGGCUCCCGCCAGCUGACGCCAGGGCCCGCCCCCGCCCGCGCAGCCAUGAGUGCCGAGGUGAAGGUGACGGGCCAGAACCAGGAGCAGUUCCUCCUCCUGGCCAAGUCGGCCAAGGGGGCCGCGCUGGCCGCGCUCAUCCACCAGGUGCUGGAGGCGCCCGGCGUCUACGUGUUCGGCGAGCUGCUGGACAUGCCCAAUGUCAGAGAGCUGGCUGAAAGCGAGUUUGCGUCCACUUUCCGUCUGCUGACGGUGUUUGCUUAUGGGACUUACGCUGACUACCUAGCGGAAGCCAGGAGCCUCCCCCCGCUCACCGAGGCCCAGAAGAACAAGCUGCGGCACCUGUCUGUGGUCACCCUGGCCGCCAAAGUCAAGUGCAUCCCCUACGCCGUGCUGCUGGAAGCCCUGGCGCUGCGCAACGUGCGGCAGCUGGAGGACCUGGUGAUCGAGGCCGUGUACGCCGACGUGCUCCGAGGGUCCCUGGACCAGCGCAACCAGCGGCUGGAGGUGGACUACAGCAUCGGCCGCGACAUCCAGCGCCAGGACCUCAGCGCCAUCGCGCGCACCCUGCAGGAGUGGUGCGUGGGCUGCGAGGUGGUGCUGUCGGGCAUCGAGGAGCAGGUGAGCCGCGCCAACCAGCACAAGGAGCAGCAGCUGGGCCUGAAGCAGCAGAUCGAGAGCGAGGUGGCCAACCUCAAAAAAACCAUCAAAGUGACCACGGCGGCGGCGGCGGCGGCGGCGGCCACGACCCAGGACCCCGAGCAGCACCUGGCCGAGCUGCGCGAGCCCGCGCCCGGCGGCAGCCAGCGCCAGCCCAGCAAGAAGGCGUCCAAGGGCAAGGGGCUCCGGGGCAGCGCCAAGAUCUGGUCCAAGUCCAACUGAGCCCGCCGCGCGGUCCGUGGGAUCCUGGGCCUCCGCCGCCUCCACCCAGCGCUCUCUCUCCCCGAUCCCCCCCCCCACAGCCGGGGAGCGGUUCUGGAGGCGCCCCGGUGCCCCCCAUUCUUGAUCCCCCUUGAUUCGCACCCGGGGAUUUGUGGGGCCCAGUGUGGGGGCCCCCAGAGCCUGCAGCACACUACACGGUGUCCUGUCCCCCGCCCUCGGGUCCUGGGCGAAACUCCGCUGCUUCACACAUCCCAGAGCCCAAGCCAGGACAGCGAUCCCGCCGAUGCUCGCCGAGGCCUGCGGGAGCACUGAUCGCUCUCCUUUCUUGUGUGAGUUUGUGGGGAAGGGGAGGGGCUAGAGACUGUACAAAGGAAUCUAUGCAUAUAGCUCUAUAACGCGACACAGAAAUAAAGCUGUGAGAGUUG
This is a messenger RNA of Dipodomys spectabilis (banner-tailed kangaroo rat), 1440 nucleotides long. RefSeq names its product COP9 signalosome subunit 7A (gene Cops7a). Gene Ontology annotation, cellular component: COP9 signalosome. The record is from RefSeq and is a predicted model, not a curated record. Bases 182 to 1015 code for a protein of 277 amino acids. Gene Ontology annotation, biological process: COP9 signalosome assembly. The transcript has 8 exons. NCBI's taxonomy places the organism in Eukaryota, Metazoa, Chordata, Mammalia, Rodentia, Heteromyidae.